AUGUCUGAAGAGAUCAAGUUAUUGACUUUCAAUGUUUGGGGUUUGAAAUUCAUUUCAAAAGUUAGAAGAGAAAGAAUCCGAGGAAUUGUCGACAAGCUACUCGAUGGAAGUGAGAAUUAUGAUAUAAUUACUUUACAAGAAGUUUGGUGUGAAGAAGAUUGGAAAUUAUUUGAUGAGAAUUUGCAACAAUUAUAUCCUUAUAGAAGAUGGUUUAAAAGUGGGAUAAUCGCUGGGCCAGGAUUAGCUAUUAUAUCCAAGAUUCCAAUUGUCGAGACUUUUCUUUAUAGAUUUCCUAUUAAUGGUAGAUCGAUAGCUGUAAAUAGGGGAGAUUUUUAUGUUGGAAAAAGUCUUGCUAUUUCGAAGUUAAGUAAUGGAUUAGUUGUUAUGAAUAGUCAUAUGCAUGCUCCCUAUAGUUUAGCGGGAGAUGAUGCUUAUGUUGCCCAUAGGUCAGUACAAGCUUGGGAUAUUGUUAAGAUAAUCAACUUAUAUAAUGAAUUAAAUAAAGGAGUCAUUUUGGUAGGUGAUUUGAAUUCCCGUCCUCAGUCAUUACCCCAUAAAUUAUUCACAAACAUUGGUCAAUUAAAGGAUUCGUGGGAGGUGUUGAAGUAUAAAAGUAAUGAACCAUUAUUAUCAUUGAAAGAAUUAAGUGAAUUAGAACCUAAAGAUCAAAUUUUAACUGGAGGUAUAACCUGUGAUUCUCAACUUAAUACUUGGAGAAAAGAUAGAAGAUUAGAUGAAGCUUGUAGAUUAGAUUAUGCAUUGAUCAAUGAUAAAUUGGAUGUUUUAGAUGCAUCAGUCAAAUUUGUUGAUAAGUUACCUCAUCUUGAUUGUUCUUAUUCUGAUCAUUUCGCUUAUUAUACGAAAUUGAAAUUCAAACCAUCAAAAGAGAGUCCUGAAAAUGUCACUGAUCAUUAUGACCAACUCUCUAUUUAUAAGGAGUUAAUUGGAGAGAUAGAUAAUUAUUUGACAUUCACAAUACCCAAACAUUAUGAUUGGAGAGGAGUUUAUUUCUUCUGUUCGAUAUUCACCAUACUUUUUUCGAUAUUUGUUACUCCUUUCCUGGGUUCAUUUUCUAUUUUCUUCGUUGUCUUAUCGACCUUUGUGUCAAUAACUGGGGUUUUGAAUGGAUUGAUUUGGUUCAUUAGUGGUAAUUACGAAAAAAGGAAUUUCGAAGAAGUAAAAUUACAAGUUCUAGAUCAUAUAAGAGGGAUCGAAUAUUCAAAUUCCUAA
Molecule: messenger RNA, 1230 nt
Organism: Yamadazyma jaroonii
Lineage: Eukaryota; Fungi; Ascomycota; Pichiomycetes; Serinales; Debaryomycetaceae
Source: the annotation of a GenBank genome assembly